GACAUGGACUGAAUUGUCUUCGGUCCACUCGGAAGUAAUUGAGUCGUCUGGUCCGGGAGCAACAGGGAACGUGAACGAGCACGCGAAAAUAUGCAGGCUGCGCACAACGACGACCUCCGCGAUCAGGAGGAUGCGCCCUUCCUCCCAGGAGAGCAAGGGAGCUCUGCGCCGCCUCGUUAUAAUGACCGUGCCGCCAACGCCGCGCGCGAGAAAUUGCGCUGGCGUCUGAUCAUUACGCUCUUCGCCAUGAUUCUCACCGUGGAAACGGGAAAUGCCAUGGUCAGCGGUCCGACGACUCGAAUUUAUGAGGCCAUUGCCUGUCGGGAUUAUUACCAGGCGCAUGAUCCGAGUAAGAUCGGGAACGGCGGCCAGAUCCCCGAGGAGCUGUGCAAGAAUUCGGAGAUCCAGAGUGAAGUGGCCAUCGUGAAAGGAUACGGAGAGCUCUUUGAUGGCUUGACCAGUAUCUUUCUCGCUAUCCCGUACGGACUUCUGGCGGACCGGAUGGGCCGGAAGCCUACCAUCUUGCUCAGCAUCCCCGGAUUCAUACUGAACAUGGUCUCCACCCUGGUCGUGUUGUGGUUUUCGAACGUGUUCCCAUUGCGCGCGGUCUGGUUCUCUUCCCUGGCGUGGUUGCUGGGCGGUGGCCUGGUCGUCGCAGCGGCACUGGUUUGGACCAUGAUGGCGGACGUGACCACAGACGCUCAGAGAGCCACCAUGUUCUUCCAAUUCGGAGUCGCCGUCAUGGGUUCCGAGUUCAUUUCCAGCAUGAUCAGUUCCUGGCUCAUGCAGUUGAAUCCGUGGAUUCCGAUGCUCCUCGGUUGGGGAAUUAUGCUGGGCGGCAUCUUCGCUGCGCUUUCUCUCCCGGAGACAAAGAACGCGUUCCCUACUUCGGCCAACGAGAUGUCCGAUUUCAACAGACAAGAGGACGAGGACGAGGUCGAGGUCGAAGCUCCCCGAAACUAUGGCCGACUCUUUGGAAGGAACACGUUGCUGCGCAGAUCCUGGGCUCGGGUCAAGUCGAUAGUUGCUCCCUAUAGCUUCAUAACUGCAGAUAAGCAGGUUCUCUUGCUUUUGUCUGCUUUCCUGGUUUACAAGCUCAGUCGCGGAACGUCCUGGUUCCUCGUCCAGUACGUUUCGCUCCGGUACGGCUGGACUAUCGCGCGGGCCAACCUGCUGACGUCCUUGAAAUCUAUCCUGACCGUAGUCCUCUUCGUGGCGGGAUUGCCUGCCGUUUCCUGGUAUCUGAUGAAGUACCGUGGCGUGGACAGCCGACAGAAGGACUUGAUCCUCACCAAGAGCAGCAUCGUGUGUCUUCUUGUCGGGACCCUUGGUAUCGGUCUCUCCCCGACAGCGCCGCUGAUGAUCACCUGCCUGGUCAUCCAGACUCUCGGGCAAGGUUUCGUAUAUGCAACACGGUCGAUAAUCACAACCAUGAUCCAACGCGACCAGACCGCAAGGCUAUACACCAUCAUCGAGAUCAUCCAGGCUCUCGGUAUGAUCCUCGCCAGCCCUAUCAUUACCGCUUUCUUCCAAUGGGGUCUCAAAUUGGGCGGCUUCUGGGUCGGAUUGGCCUGGAUGGUCGGGACAAUUCUCUUCGUCAUUGUCGCGUGGGCCAUUUGGUCAGUCAAAUUACCGUAUGUUCCGAAGACCACGCUCGAUUCGGAGGAGGAAUGAACGAAGGUUUAUCUCCAGUUACUCAGUGAGAGUAAUACAGCUUCUUCUGGAAGCAAGCUAUGCUAUAUGUUAUCUGAUGUUAUAUAGAUCGAGAUGCUUACGUGUUAUGUAUGUAUAGAUGGGGAUUGCUAUAGAAUGAUUCAAUGAGAAAGGAUUUUCAUGACUGCCUACU
Molecule: messenger RNA, 1846 nt
Organism: Paecilomyces variotii
Lineage: Eukaryota; Fungi; Ascomycota; Eurotiomycetes; Eurotiales; Thermoascaceae
Product: putative MFS transporter
Exons: 3
Coding region: 91-1674 (527 amino acids)
Biological process (GO): transmembrane transport
Cellular component (GO): membrane
Molecular function (GO): transmembrane transporter activity
Source: RefSeq, a predicted model, not a curated record